Trichoplusia ni (cabbage looper) is the source of this 3244-nucleotide messenger RNA. It is a transcript of the gene atos, whose product is annotated as protein FAM214A. Lineage: Eukaryota; Metazoa; Arthropoda; Insecta; Lepidoptera; Noctuidae. The record is from RefSeq and is a predicted model, not a curated record. Bases 257 to 3115 code for a protein of 952 amino acids. The transcript is spliced from 10 exons.
AUUUACCAAUGAGAACCGACUUAACCCAGCUGACAUCUUAGUGUGCCACUGUUGCGAGCGAAUAUUGGACGCUCGCUCUUGCGACUGCCGAAUUUGCAUUAAAAAUCUCAAAUUUGGACUGCGUUUUCGCGUCCGGACAUUGAUUAAACAGUGUAAUAAUGUAUUUUAAGAGAAAAAGAAACGAUUACCGGAGUGUUAUAUUAUAGCCCAGGUGUUUACAAGUGGGGACAAACGAAUUAGUUUGCGGCUUUAAAAGAUGCACAGUUGCGAUCCAGUGCCGUCGGCGCCGGCUCCGUCGUCGGGCCCCAGCCUGCUGCUGCAGCUAGGCCGGCUCAUCAUCAGGUCCAGGAGCUCCAGCCCCGCCGCCCGACAGCCGCACGACCGUCUGCUGCACGCCAAGAUUAUCAACGCCAAACCGUCGACAAGCCAACAGGUCCAAAGCCAACCGAAGCUCGAAGCCGAGGAGCCGAAGCCAGCAGUGGAGGCGCAGCUCAGCACCCGCGUGCAGGCGCUCUGGGAUGAACAGAUCCCAGUCUGCAUUGAGGUACUGCUAGCCCCGGACUGCGCGGAGUGCUACGCGUCGCUGUGCCGCUCGGAGGCGGAGUCCUUCGACAAGCACAAGCACCGCGCGCUGCUGCUCGAGAGGUGGACCAUGAGGGCGCAGGUCAAGAAGUCAGAGCAAAGCCCAGCGUUCAGCACGUCUCAAUGGCUGCUGAACGCGGUCCGCUCCCAGCUGCACUUCUCGCAGCUGGCCGCCUGGCUCGCCAGACUUAAGGAGACCAGCGAUGAUAGUCCAACGGAACGCAGACGUAAGCUAAGUCGCGAAACGUGCAACUACAAGAAAAUCGAAGCCAACUGUGAUGACACAGAAACAAGCGACCGCAAACUGAACAUCGUUUACUCCAUCCAGAUAUCCCAGGACAGCUACAAGAAGGGCGACUUCGUCCGCCCGCCCAACGACCACAAGUUCCCCGUCACCGACAUCGGCAACAACCUCUACCUUAACGUGAUACUUGAAAGCCUGCCCCGAUUGGACGAUAUACCCCACGUCAAAUGUGCCUGCCAGAAACGGAAAACUAGCAAAGACACGCCGCCUAAUAUUCACGAAGAAUUAGUUGGGAAACUCAAUGAUCUCUGUAUUGAAAAUAAGUUUGAGACGAACGUUGUUGACGACCGCAUGCUCACGCCUUGCAGCGAGAACGGCAAGCACAAGUGCAACUGUGACGACGAGUCCGACGGCAAGGACAGACCGAAAGUCAUCGACGACAGGAGACUGAAAGAGAUAGCUAAAUACAAACGACGGCUUCGCAAAGAGUGUAAGAUCAAGAAACUCCACGACAGCACCUCGUCAGAGGGAGAUGGACUGAUAAAAACUAAAGAAACACACACUUCCAUCCCUAUCCUACAAGCUGCAAGGUUCGACAGGUUCAGAGCCAUCGGUUGCUAUAGAAACCAAACUUACUUAACUUUGCCAGCGAGUAGGAUCGAAACAAAAUCCCCAUUUGUAGAUAAUGAUAUACAACCACCAGCUGAGUUCAAAAAAACUAAUACGGUCUCGACGCAGACCGAGGAUUUGUCCUGCCAAUGUGGUACCGUUAUACAGAUGCAAUGUGACACUUGUAACGACCGAGGCAUGAUCAGAUCAGACGGCAACUACAACCUAGCCUCGAUAGAGAAGAACCAAGAAAAUGGAGCCCGAAGAAAAUGCGAAGAAGACGAGAAGAAGAUAAAAAAGCAUAAAUGUGAUACGUUUUGUGAUAAUAAUCGUAGUAUUAGUAAUAGUGACAUAAUAAAAAGACCUAAACUGCGUAGAUUUUUCCCUAUAGUUGAUAAAAUUGAGAAGAUUGUAACAGAUAGGUUUGCGCAACGGGAGAAGGACAUGGAGGAGUUACAAUUGGAGAAAGAAGAUACGGUUUUCAGUAGACCGAGAGAGUCGAAACGGCAGAAGACCUUUUCAAUAAGCGACGAGGACUACGUACUUUACGAGAAGUGUGAUUAUGGUACUUUUGAUCGGUGUUCCAAUGAAAAUUCUGAGGAUUCUGUCACUCAGGAGAAUGGUUUUAAGUUUCCAAGUCGACAGGAGAACCAGGUACCGUCUCCAACAGAGAUGGAUAGAUUUCGUUGGCGUUUUGAUUCAGCUGCGUCGAUGGUGUUCAGUACGAAGACUGGUCUGCCUCUGACUUCCAGUCCUGCGCCGCUGAGGAGGGGGAAUAAUUGUUUCGAUUUUGAUGAUUCGAUUAACGGCAUUUCUGGUAUUAAGAGCGCGCUGUUCCACCCGAUCUCCCCCUCGCCCCCCCCUCCCGCGUCCCCCGCGUCCCCGCGGCCGCCCGCGCGGACGCCGCCGCCGCCCGCCAGCAAGAUCAGGAUGAAGCCCAGUACGGCCUUGUUAGGUAGCUUCGAGGAGUCUGCCCUGAAGGGUCGCCUGGAGCCUGUGGCCACAGUGCAGGGGUUCCGCGCGGAGCUGGGCGCGUGCGGGGCCUUCUGUCCGCCGCACCGCCGCCUGCCCGUCACUGUGUUCUUCUACGCGCCCGGCGGGACCAACGCGCCUUAUAUGGGUCACAUAAACCUAGGCUCCAGCGGCUACCGGGUAGCCCGGUCAGGCACCGUCCAGGUCUCGCUGUUCAACCCGCACGGGACCCUCGUGAAGAUGUUCGUAGUAUUGUACGACCUGACCCGCAUGCCCGCCGGGUCCCGUACGUUCCUGCGACAGAGGACCCUGUACAUGCCCGCCGGAGCGGAACCCCCCGCCAGGCAUCUCGCGCAUAAGUGGCUGCGGUAUCUUAUACAUCUACGGUUUAUGACAUCAAAAUCCGGUAAACUGUACCUGCACACCGACAUACGUAUAAUCGUAUCAAGGAAAGCUGAUCUCGACACGGCGACCGCCCAUUCCGCCUUAUUCCGCCCGCUGCCCACCAAUGACAGCUCGCCGACCGACACGAAGACUGCCGAACGCGACACGAACUCGCCCGACCGCAAACCGAACCGCGUGUUCGGCGGUUGCUCGGAAUUCGACGAUUUCAAAAAGGAAACCGGUUACGAAAACCAAAAUGGCGUGUCUUAUGAGCUUAGGAGCUUUACCUACGCCCCCGACAACCCGAAAUACUCGCCUAGGUAGUUGGUUGCGUGGUUGCUGGUUGCCUGCAUUGGUUGCGGGAGCCGGAGGUUUUUGUUUUAGUGCCUGUAUGUAAUGAUGUUUGUGUUAUCAGUAUGUAUUAAUGAGAAAAUAUAUUUUUGGUUUUUAUAA